AUGGUUCAUUUACAAUGGGGCUUAUAUGCUUUAAUACCAUCAUUGAUUAUAUUAAUACUUGCUUUCUUAUUUUUUUUUAUAAAACGACAUCGUGGUCAUGGUUAUUUUCUUUCAAAAUUUUCUGCUUUUACUCGUAUACGUUUUAAUCAUCUUGAGCAAAGACGACAAACUUAUUGUCCGGCAAAUCAAGAUUGUCAAUGCCAUCCAGUAGAUUCUUCUUCACAUAUACAACCAAAUUUAUCAUGUACACAUCGUUCACCAACAUUAUAUAUGAGUUUUGCUGGUGCUGCUAUGAUUGUUGGUGGUGUACGUACAACAGAAUGGUGUGGUUCAAUAAGUCAAUUGCAUGAUCAGACAGAUAAUUCAUUUGAUGUAUUAUUUUUAACUGAUCCAGCACAAUGCUUUUAUUUACAAGAUCCAGAUUAUAAAUGGCAAGGUUUAAUAUAUUAUCGAAAUUUAGUAAAAACUUAUUCCACACUUUAUCAACGUGUUAUUUUAAUUGGUGCAAGUCUUGGUGGUAGUAUGGUUUGUAUGUGUGCUGAUUUAGCAACUAUAUCAAUUGCAUUUAAUCCAGUAUUAGAUCCAACAUUACUUGGUUUACCAUGGCGUAUAAUGGGUGCAUUUUGUCCAGCUCGACAAGCACAAGUUAUUCGUGAACAAGUACAAACUAAUAUGGAAAAAAUCAAAUCGGAAAAAGUCAAUCAUAAUUGUGUACUUCACAUACAUUGGAGUCAAUUAUCAGCACCUGAUCAAAGACAAGCUCAUCGAGUUGUUGGUGGUGGUAAACAAAAGAAAUCGAGACAAAAAGAAUGUUUAACAUUAGUUUCAGAUUUUGAUAUUAAUAACCCAUGUCUAAGUAGUCCGGUAGGUGUUUAUGUAUGGUUUCAUCGAUGUUCUCGCCAUGCAUUAGCAAUGCACUUAAAACGUAGUCGUCAAUUAAUACCUUUAUUACGACAUCAUUUAGGUGUAAAAUCAGAAAGUAUUCCUCAAAAUACUAGUCAAGAAAAAGAAGAAGAAGAAGAGCAAGCAAAACAAUCAACUGUUAUUGAUAUGUCAACAUUAGCUGAAGUUAAUGAUACAAACGAACAUGAAGUUCGUGUACCGUUGAUUUAA
Molecule: messenger RNA, 1113 nt
Organism: Adineta steineri
Lineage: Eukaryota; Metazoa; Rotifera; Eurotatoria; Adinetida; Adinetidae
Source: the annotation of a GenBank genome assembly